Molecule: messenger RNA, 510 nt
Organism: Rhincodon typus (whale shark)
Lineage: Eukaryota; Metazoa; Chordata; Chondrichthyes; Orectolobiformes; Rhincodontidae
Product: superoxide dismutase [Cu-Zn]-like
Exons: 5
Coding region: 34-510 (158 amino acids)
Biological process (GO): removal of superoxide radicals
Molecular function (GO): superoxide dismutase activity; copper ion binding
Source: RefSeq, a predicted model, not a curated record
GACCGUUGUACCGGGAGUUGAAAUCGGGACAUUAUGGAGAUUAGGAAGGCCAUUUGUGUCCUGAAGGGUCCCGGUUCUGCUACUGGCACAAUUUGUUUCAAAACAGAGGAAGGUGCACAUUCGACUUGUAUAACCGGAGAAAUUACUGGAUUGACUCCUGGAAAACAUGGAUUUCAUGUGCACACAUAUGGUGACAUAUCUAAAGGCUGUGGCAGUGCUGGACCUCAUUAUAACCCUUGUAAUGAAACUCACGGAGCACCAGAAGACAAAAAGAGACAUGUAGGUGACCUGGGGAACAUAGAAGCUGAUGAAAAUGGAGUAGCUUGUGUUGAUAUGGUAGACCGACUUCUUCGCCUGGCAGGAAAGUAUUCUAUUAUUGGACGUACCUUGGUGGUUAAUGAAAAGGAAGAUGAUCUGGGCAAAGGUGGUAACAAGGAGAGUCUUGAAUCAGGAAACCAUGGAGCAGGCGUAGCCUGGGGUAUAAUUGGAAUAGAUGAGGACCCCAAGUAA